GUUCAGUGCAAGAGGACGACAGCAGAGAGGAAGACAGGGUCGAGAGAAAGCGCAUGUGUGAUUCCGCUCUCUCUCCAUGCAGGCAGCCCACCACUGGCGAGCUCCCCCCAUCUUGUGUGUAUAACGUCUCUACCACCGGACAGCCGUACCAGCGUCCGCGGGCACUGCGGGGGAAAUUCAACCCAGAAUGGAUUGCUAAUGAACGGAGCCUCUCUUUUUCUUUUAGUCUUGUUUUCCCCCCGACUGUCAUCCUCCUCGAUGUCUCUUAUCAGUUUUUAACCAAAACAAAAUGUGGAUUUCUUGUGACCAGUUUUUAUUGAUAUUUUCUGGCUUUUGGGGACUCACAAUGGGUGCUUUCCCGAGCAGUGUUCAGAUCGGCGGCCUGUUCAUCAGAAACACGGAUCAGGAAUACACAGCGUUUCGCCUGGCCAUCUUCCUGCACAAUACCAGCCCCAACGCGUCCGAGGCCCCCUUCAACCUGGUGCCUCAUGUGGACAACAUCGAGACGGCCAACAGCUUUGCUGUCACCAAUGCCUUCUGCUCGCAGUACUCGCGGGGCGUAUUCGCCAUCUUUGGCCUGUACGACAAGCGCUCGGUGCACACGCUGACGUCGUUCUGCGGGGCGCUGCACAUCUCCCUCAUCACGCCCAGCUUCCCCACCGAGGGAGAGAGCCAGUUCACGCUGCAGCUUCGGCCCUCCAUCCGCGGAGCGCUGCUCUCGCUACUCGACCACUACGACUGGAACAAGUUUGUCUUCCUCUACGAUACGGACCGGGGUUACGCCCUACUGCAAGCCAUCAUGGAGAAGGCGGGCCAGAACAGCUGGCAGGUGAGCGCCAUCUGUGUGGAGAAAUUCAACGACGCGGCCUACCGGCGCCUCCUGGAGGACCUGGACCGACGGCAGGAGAAGAAAUUUGUCAUCGACCUGGAGGCCGAGAGGCUCACCAACAUGCUGGAGCAGAUUGUCAGCGUCGGAAAACAUGUCAAAGGCUACCAUUACAUCAUGGCUAACUUGGGGUUUAAGGACAUCAACUUGGAGCGCUUCAUGCAUGGAGGGGCCAACGUGUCGGGCUUUCAGCUGGUGGACUUCAGCAACCCCAUGGUUAUCAAGCUGAUGCAGCGCUGGAACAAGCUGGACCAGAGGGAGUACCCAGGCUCCGACAGCCCCCCAAAGUACACGUCGGCUCUGACGUACGACGGCGUGAUGGUGAUGGCAGAGGCCUUCAGGAACCUGCGUAGGCAGAAGGUUGACAUCUCUCGCCGGGGCAACGCUGGGGACUGUCUGGCUAACCCCGCCGCCCCCUGGAAUCAGGGCAUCGACUUGGAGCGCACCCUCAAACAGGUCUGGCUGCAGGGAUUAACAGGUAAUGUCCAGUUUGACCACUAUGGACGCAGGGUCAACUACACCAUGGACGUGUUUGAGCUGAAGAACAACGGACCCAGACGAAUGGGUUACUGGACGGAUUCAGACAAGCUGGUUCUGAUCCAGAAUGAAGCCCUCAAUCCCAACGAAAUCAUGGAGAACAGAACUGUCGUGGUCACCACUAUCAUGGAGGGUCCCUAUGUCAUGUUGAAGAAGAACUGGGAGUUGUACGAGGGCAACGACCAGUAUGAAGGCUACUGCGUGGACCUGGCCUCGGAGAUAGCCAAACACAUCGGCAUCAAGUAUAAGAUCGCUAUCGUUCCUGACGGAAAGUACGGUGCCCGGGACCCGGAGACUAAGAUUUGGAAUGGAAUGGUCGGGGAGCUGGUGUACGGGAAAGCGGAAAUCGCUGUGGCCCCAUUGACAAUCACGCUGGUCCGGGAGGAGGUGAUCGACUUUUCCAAGCCCUUCAUGUCACUGGGCAUUUCCAUCAUGAUCAAGAAGCCCCAGAAGUCGAAACCUGGGGUGUUCUCCUUCCUGGACCCGCUGGCCUACGAGAUCUGGAUGUGCAUUGUGUUUGCCUACAUCGGCGUGAGCGUGGUGCUCUUCCUGGUCAGCCGCUUCAGCCCGUACGAGUGGCACACCGAGGAGCCCGAGGAGGGCACCGACGGUCCGCCCAGCGACCAGCCCCCCAACGAGUUCGGCAUCUUCAACUCCCUCUGGUUCUCCCUGGGCGCCUUCAUGCAGCAGGGCUGUGACAUCUCCCCCAGGUCUCUAUCUGGGCGUAUCGUGGGUGGUGUGUGGUGGUUCUUCACCCUCAUCAUCAUCUCCUCCUACACGGCCAACCUGGCUGCUUUCCUCACAGUAGAGAGGAUGGUGUCGCCCAUAGAGAGUGCUGAAGACCUGGCUAAACAGACAGACAUAGCCUACGGCACCCUAGACUCCGGCUCCACUAAAGAGUUUUUCAGGAGGUCAAAGAUCGCAGUCUACGAGAAGAUGUGGGGCUACAUGAAGUCGGCCGAACCGACGGUGUUUACCAAGAACACCCAGGAGGGGGUUGUACGUGUGCGGAAGAGCAAAGGGAAGUACGCUUUCCUAUUGGAGUCAACCAUGAACGAGUACACGGAACAGCGGAAGCCCUGCGACACCAUGAAGGUCGGCGGAAACCUGGACUCCAAAGGAUACGGAGUGGCCACCCCCAAGGGUUCACUGUUAAGAAGCGCAGUUAACCUGGCAGUGUUAAAACUGAAUGAACAAGGCCUGUUGGACAAAUUGAAAAACAAGUGGUGGUACGACAAGGGAGAGUGUGGCAGCGGCGGAGGUGGCGAGAAGCCCCCCACCACCGCCACGUCUCUGACUGCCUGUCUGCCCUGUGUCUCUCCUCCAACCGCCCCAGGACAAGUCGUCUCAGGCCCUGUCGUUGAGCAACGUGGCGGGGGUCUUCUAUAUCCUCGUGGGGGGCCUGGGCCUGGCCAUGCUGGUGGCCCUCAUUGAGUUCUGCUACAAGUCCCGGAACGAGGCCAAGCGAAUGAAGCUGACCUUCACAGAGGCCAUGAGGAACAAGGCACGCCUGUCGAUCACAGGCAGCGUGGGGGAAAACGGACGCGUCCUGACGCCUGACUGUCCCAAAGCGGUCCACUCGGGCCCCUCACUCCGCCAGAGCUCCGGCCUGGCCUUGGUCUCCUCCGAGCUCCCGUGAAAACCAAAAACCUCCAAAGUGCCUUAAAAAACUACCUACCCACAACCACCAUAUACCACAAAGACACAGGACAAGCACCACCCUAACCGGACACCACUAUUGUCUGGGAAGAGGGGGACUAUCUAAAUUUGUGGACGUUUUCUAAUGUAGCAGAGAUGGGGACUCUAGUGAAUUGGUGGUCAUUUUAGAAGGAUUUCUGUGGAAAAGUACAAUCUGGAUUUUCACUGUGGUCACGCUGGGGCGUAUUGUAAUCAUGGUGGCGUUUUUCGGUGCAGAGGUAGAGAUUGCGUCUGACAUGUUCCACUCAAGACCCUGUACCAACCUACCAUACCUCGCACUGCCGAAGGAAGAGGAGGAGGACGAAAUGAGAGCAAGGAAAAUGAAAAGUAAAUGACCAGAAAACUGUCAAAUGUAAACGUGUAACUGUGUAUCUGUGUAUCUCUGGGUUGCUGACUGUGAAUUGGCAAACUGAAUCACAAUCAAAAAGUGGACAAUAUUUAUUACCAGUUGAGAACAGUGUUUGAAAGACAACUGUCAGUCAACAAUUCACUAAAUAUAAAUCACUGACAUCAUGAGGCGGAGUGUCCCCCAGUGUCACCAUGGAGAUAAAAACUAUAAUUAUUAAUGAACUACAGUAACUCUAUUGAUAAUUAAUAUAUGAUAAAUAAACUGUGAAGAUUUAGUAAAUAUGUAUAUUCCGUGAAGACAAAGCUAAAGAAAAAAUAUUUGCGGUACAUAGAGGAGACUGCAUAACAUGCUUGCUUUUUAAACAGAUGUAAAUAGCUGAUUCGGUAGAGGACAGAGGACUGUUCUCUUUUUGUAAACAUCUUUAAAGAAAUAAUUCAUCGCAAUAAUGGAUAAGACGUUUGAGGAGAGACAUUGAGACAGUGUUUUAUUUCUUCGAUGUUCAGUACACAGAGUACUGUGUUCAGAAGACAGAGUGCUGAACAUUCAUGCUCAAUGUACCAUGGGUAUAGUAUCAACUCUGCCCAUCCAGAUACCUGUUCCCUACAUAUUAAUAUAUUCAGCGAUGAAUGUUAUCUAGCCUCACCCAAUCCUCUAGCCCCAUCCAAUCCUCUAGCCCCACCCCAUCCUCUAGCCACACCUCCUCACUGUGCAGUCGUAGACCAGAAAGUGUCUCAUAGACCAAACUUUACAUUUUAAGCCCUUUACUUGCGUUUCCGCUGUCAAAAUCUAACUAUAUAUCGUUCAAUCAAUUUUUUUGUAACGAACAAAUACAUAAACUGUCCGUCUCCUGGUUUUUCAGCGUUUUUUCAACGUUCACGGCUGUUGAACGUCUCUUAUCUGGGUAGAUAUUUUAGAUUAUUGUGUGUGGAGAGUAUAACGCAAAAAUGAAAUGUGAAAUGAGAAAAAAAAUUGUUCUCAUUGCUAUAUUAUUUUGAGAGUCAAAGCUAUUUCCUAUACAGUAUUUAUUAAUAAAAAAUCAUGAAGAAGAAGAAGACACUGUUUGUAUUAUUGAGCCAUGGUCAAAGCUUUGGCCCUCUUGGGCCCCAACACUGUGGAUCCUCAGUAGCAGGCUGGACACUAUAGCAGAACAUAUGAUCCCCUCCCUCUCAUUGAAGUUAUUAAUGCAUUGUUUGCGGAGGUCUCAACUCAUGGCUGAUGGAAGGACAAUCUCUGGGCCCGUGGGCCGCAAUAGGACACUGACUUUUACUAAGUCAUCCUUUUGUCUAUUUCAUUUUCAUCUUUUUCCCCAAAACCUGCUUCUGCUAUUGUUGUUGUCGGACAAAUGUGUGCAAUGUUUUCAAUGUUUUCAUUUGCUGCCCGUCUUUUGCCCUUACACACAUACACGUACACAUAUAUAUAUAUAUCUAUCCAGUCCGUACACACACACAUCAGUGGAGGUUGCUAAUGGGAGUACAGCUCAUAAUAAUGGUUGGAAUGGAGUCAAUGGAAUGGCAUCAACCAUCAAACACGUGGUUUCCAUGUGGUUGAUAUCAUUCUAUUGACUCCAUUCCAGCCAUUAUUAUGAGCCGUCCUCCCCUCAGCAGCCUCCCCUGACACAUAUACACAACAUGUGUACACACACACACACACACACACACACUGGAGGGACCUUAUUGCGUUGAGAGAAUAAACCAGCUAAAAUAUUUCAGGCCAUCUGUUUUGGUCCUGCCAUAUGUCUGUAAAAUUUUAAUUAAACCAUUCAAAUCUUUAUUUUAAUCUUUUUUGGUAAAAAGGAAAUCCAAA
Messenger RNA from Salmo salar (Atlantic salmon), 5273 nucleotides. NCBI's taxonomy places the organism in Eukaryota, Metazoa, Chordata, Actinopteri, Salmoniformes, Salmonidae. The record is from RefSeq and is a predicted model, not a curated record.